AUGGUGUUAGGCUCUCUAUUUUCUGUUGUUUGAGUAUUUCAUUGUGUUUCCAUCCAUUGUUAGAGUCUACAGUCCAGAAUGCUGGUUUAGCACUACUUAGGCAUGACAGUGCUUGACAUCAGAUGGACAAAAAGUAGGUGUUAUUUAUCUAAACAGACCUUUGAUAUUGCCAGUGAGAACAUAUGGCUUUUUGAAGGUAUUUUUUCAAGUAUACUGCCUGCAUUUCAACUGAUAACCUGCCUGGCAUGUUGUGCUGACAUUGUCAGCUGACAGCAUACCACAGAUUGUUUGGCUUAAUUACAUAAGACAGCAUAGUUCAGAAGAUGUAAGCAUGCUUUAUUCAAAACACAGAAGGGUUCAUAUGAGUGAGGUGUCCAAAAGCACACAACAAUCUAGCUAUGGCAUGAUUUAAGUAUCGAUCAGAAAAUAUGAUAGAUAACAAGAGGUAAUCGAUGCAAAGGGCUGCUCAUUCCUAUCUUUUGCUUCGCAUAUGCAUGUUUAAGUGGCCUGAAGAAAUUCCCAUGCAGUGAAACAUCCUGCAAAAAAAGAGAGGAUUAUUUGGAAUGGCCUGAAUAUUUUAUGGCAGUAGCUUUUCUGUCAGCACAAAGAAGUAAGGAUCCAAGCUCUCAGGUUGGUGCCUGCAUUGUAAAUUCAGAAAACAAGAUUGUUGGAAUUGGAUACAAUGGGAUGCCUAAUGGUUGCAGCGAUGAUGUACUACCCUGGACAAGAACAGGAGCAAAUAGACUAGACACAAAAUAUCCUUAUGUGUGCCACGCGGAAUUGAAUGCCAUCAUGAACAAAAACUCAGCUGAUGUGAAAGGCUGCAGCAUGUAUGUUGCUUUAUUUCCAUGUAAUGAAUGUGCAAAGCUCAUCAUCCAGGCAGGCAUAAAGGAAGUUAUUUUCAUGUCUGACAAGUAUCAUGACACUACAGAAAUGACAGCUGCACGGCGGAUGUUUGAUUUGGCAGGUAUUAUAUAUAGGGAAUUCAAGCCAAAGUGUAACAAGAUCAUCAUUGACUUUGAUUCAAUUAACAGCAGACCAAGUCAAAAGCUUCUGUGAAUUAUGUCUCAUUAAGUCUUUAGAAGAGUGUGAUUAUCCUUUUCUAAAAAGCUGCUAAUACCUUUCAUCUUGAAGUUACUUGCAACUUUUUAAUGGUUUCUGUAGCUAAAGUAGACUUAUAAGAAAUCCAAGGCAUAAAAUGUCCUGCUCACUUCAUCUUGCCAUGUGGAAUCUAAAUGUACUUUAAAUUUUUUUAUGCCUUUAUCAAAACUGCCUAAAAAAUGGAGACAUGUAGAUGAAACAAUAUAAGUAAAGAAAACUGUUCUGAUUCUUCCUGUAUUCAUCACCACAUGCUCUGGUGGGCUGUCAGCAUAGAUUUAGCCUCAGUUCAACAGCAGUACUUGUAACCAGGAGUACGGUGGAAUAUGCUAAUAGAUGUUGAUCUCUCUGUUGGAUAUGUGGAUCUUCAUAGUUGAUCCUAAUAAAGAACAAAAAAUGUUAUCCGUGCAAAUGCUAAUCUUCCAACUAGCAUAACACUAAUAUUUAAAAGGUUUUACAGCUUUAGGAAUUUGUGUCAUUUUGCUGGUUACCCAACAAAUGAAAUGCUGAUUUUUCUUUUAAUUGCUAUCUGACAUUGCCAUACUUAGGGAGGCUUGAGAGAGGAAGCUGGUCUGAGAAUUGUCCAUGCCUGAGUGGGCUUUACAGGUGAUUUCAAAUUCUUGUUUUCCCCAAGACUCCAGAAUUGAAGGGGCUUGAGGGAGUAAAUAAUUUGGUGCUUUACUUCUGGGACUUUUACACUGAGUUUGUUUUCAUAUGUAAAAGAAAAUAAUUUUAUUGGUCUAAGCUGUUCCUGGAUAAUCCAACAUAGCUCAGUCUUGAACUCCACCUGUAAGGUAACUGAAUAAUUUUUUGCCCUUUGAGAGAAAUCGGAGAUAUUCAACCCAUAUCCAUAUCUGUGCCAAAAGAUGUAAUUGUGGUGGUAGCUUGUUUCCCAGUGCUGACAUAGUGCCUCCAUUUUCAUAAAUGUUGCCUAAAAUAAUAUCCUUUUUAAUUUUAUCUUGAGAUCUGGGAAUAGAUUUGAGUUCAUUUUCUCUAAUUUGAUUUUUAAAAAUUAAGUAUGCCUAAUGGCUUUGUUUAGAUAACAUUGGUUGUUGUUUGUUUUGUUGUUUUGGGUUUUUUUGGGUUUUUUCUUUUUAAUGUGGUUAUACUUCAAUGAGCUUUUAUUUUCUCUACAAAAGCUUUGUUUCAUAUUUUGGGACAUUAUGUAAUUUGGCUUCAUACCAAUAUUAUUAAAGUCUUAUUAAAAUCCA
Motacilla alba alba is the source of this 2309-nucleotide messenger RNA. It is a transcript of the gene DCTD, whose product is annotated as dCMP deaminase. Gene Ontology annotation, cellular component: cytoplasm. Gene Ontology annotation, biological process: dUMP biosynthetic process; dTMP biosynthetic process. Lineage: Eukaryota; Metazoa; Chordata; Aves; Passeriformes; Motacillidae. The transcript is spliced from 6 exons. The record is from RefSeq and is a predicted model, not a curated record. Gene Ontology annotation, molecular function: dCMP deaminase activity; zinc ion binding. The coding region runs from base 580 to 1059 and encodes 159 amino acids.